AUGUCAAGGCCGCCGUCGACUUUGUUCAAGCUCGCUGGAUCGGGAAAGGUUAUACCCGGGGAUGCCAUCACCGCCGCAGCCGGAGCGAAGAUGGUCGAUGUGUAUGCUACAGCGAGCCAGCACAACCGCGCUGUCGUAGGCGGCGGAGGCAAAACCGUUUCGCAGGGUGGCUUUGUAACGGGUGGUGGCCACUCCAUCUUGGCACCACACUACGGUCUUGCAGCAGAUAACGUGCUGCAGAUGGAGGUCGUUACACCCGGCGGCGAUCUUAUCACGGUAAACGAAGAUCAAAACGCCGACUUGUUCUGGGCCAUGCGAGGUGGAGGAGGUUCGACUUUUGGGGUUCUCACUUCUGUCACGGUCAAAACACAUCCCGAGAAGAAGCUCACUAUGGUUUUAUUCAUGGCCUUCACUGUACCUGAGGCUCCCUUUACUCUGGACCUAGCUACUUGGGCUGCUUCUCAGCUCCCUUACCUCUCGGACUCUGGCUUAUCAGGCUAUCUUAUGGCUACUGUAAACUCGACGCCGCCGAUCCCGAUACCGGGUCUUCCAGAGCGAGUCGCCGGCCUAAUGGGCAAGACAAUCAUUUUAGACACCCAAGAUACGGCCAAGAUCAACGAGAUCUUCCGACCACUCAACAAAACGAUCCAGGAACGGUGGCCUGGACAGGUCAACUUGCUGGUUCUUACUCAACCCUACGACUCAUUCGCGGCCUGGUAUGCCGAGAACUUUGACGAUGGUCAAGCCGGGGGCUCUAUCUAUCUCAUCUCACGAUUUCUGGACAAGAAGACCCUGACCAAUGACCUGGACGCACUGAAGAGUGCACUGGAGCCGAUUCUUCUCAAUGAUGGCUGGCUGGGAACCUACCUGGUUGCUGGAAAGGGUGUCAAUGAAGCGAAGCCCCGCGGGGGAGGAAACUCUGUACACCCGGUCUGGAGAAAGGCGUAUGUCCAUGCUCUCACCUGGCAAGGCUGGGGAUACGAACCGUGGGAUCCAGCAGCUGGAGAGAAGGCUAGGGAGAUUCUGAAUGCUAGGUUUGAGCCACUUCGGCAGCUAACACCCGAUGGAGGAUCAUACAUCAAUGAAGGUUUUCCGUUUGAGAAGGACUGGCAGCAGGCUUUUUGGGGCGCGAACUACCCGCGACUAUCCAAAAUCAAGCGCAGCGUCGAUCCUAAGGACGUUUUGUGGUGCAAGCCGUGUGUGGGAAAUGAGGGCUGGGAGGAGAAAAACGACGGUCGCCUUUGCAGGGUUCAGUAA
This is a messenger RNA of Colletotrichum fioriniae, 1257 nucleotides long. RefSeq lists its product as uncharacterized. The record is from RefSeq and is a predicted model, not a curated record. NCBI's taxonomy places the organism in Eukaryota, Fungi, Ascomycota, Sordariomycetes, Glomerellales, Glomerellaceae. Gene Ontology annotation, molecular function: FAD binding.